AUGGAACUAGGAAACAGCACAAGAAUUUCAGAAUUUCUUCUUCUGGGGCUUUCAGAUGACCUAGAACAGCAGUCCCUCGUUUAUGGACUUUUCCUCUCCAUGUACCUGAUCACCGUGCUCGGGAACCUGCUCAUCACCCUGGCCAUCAUCUCAGACUCCCGCCUGCACACCCCCAUGUACUUCUUCCUCUCUCACCUGUCCUUUGUGGACAUCUGUUUCACCUCCACCACGGUGCCCAAGAUGCUGGUGAACAUCCAGACUCAGAGCAAGGUCAUUAGCUAUGCAGGCUGCAUCACUCAGAUGUACUUUUUCUUGCUCUUUGGAGAGUUGGACAAUUUCCUCCUGGCUGUGAUGGCCUAUGACAGGUUUGUAGCCAUCUGUCACCCCCUACAUUACAUGGUCAUCAUGAACCGCCCUCUCUGUAUGGUUCUGGUGUUUGUGUCCUGGAUCGUGAGCGCUCUACAUGCCUUGUUACAAAGCCUAAUGGUGCUGCAGCUGUCCUUCUGUACUGACUUCAAAAUCCCACACUUCUUUUGUGAACUCAACCAGGUAGCCCAACUUUCCUGUUCUGAAAACUUUUUUAGUGACCUCGUGAUGCAUUUUGCACCUGUGCUGCUGGCUGCUGCUUCCCUUGCUGGAAUAAUUUACUCUUACUCCAAGAUAGUUUCCUCCGUACAUGCAAUCUCAUCAGCUCAAGGGAAGUAUAAAGCAUUUUCCACCUGUGCAUCUCACCUCUCAGUUGUCUUUUUCUUUUAUGGCACAGGCCUAGGCGUGUACAUUGGCUCUGCCACUGCUCACAGCUCACACUCAAGUGCAACAGCCUCAGUGAUGUACACUGUGGUCACCCCUAUGCUGAACCCCUUCAUCUACACUCUGAGGAAUAAAGACGUAAAGAGAGCGCUGAAAAGUCUCUGCAGGGGACCUUCAGAAGGGCCCACUGGACGUGGCUGGAUAAGUGCCCUGCUGGCUGCAUUCUAA
This is a messenger RNA of Fukomys damarensis (Damara mole-rat), 978 nucleotides long. RefSeq names its product olfactory receptor 7A17. The transcript has a single exon. Lineage: Eukaryota; Metazoa; Chordata; Mammalia; Rodentia; Bathyergidae. Gene Ontology annotation, cellular component: membrane. Gene Ontology annotation, molecular function: G protein-coupled receptor activity; olfactory receptor activity. The record is from RefSeq and is a predicted model, not a curated record. Gene Ontology annotation, biological process: G protein-coupled receptor signaling pathway. Bases 1 to 978 code for a protein of 325 amino acids.